UCUUUUUUCCCCGAAAAAUAACACCUGUAUAAAACGAUACCUGCGAGCUGGAAUGAAAUUGACACAGGAUGUGAUUUUAUUUAUAUUGACCAAGCUGAUUUCCUAUAACCUAGCCGACGAGGGCGAAGUGAUUUCUAAUGCUUCAUCAUUUAUUUAUUUCUAAUCGAUUGUUGCACAAGGUAGACGGCUUAUGCUGUUGCAACGGUAUAUACAGUCAUAAUUCACCGUGAAUUCAAUUCGAAAAUUCAGAUUAUUAUUUUUUUUAAAGAAGUUUUUGGAUUGAAAAAAAUAAGAUAACGAUGAAGCAGCGUAAGAAACAGGCGGCAGGUCGAUCUAAGGAUCAAAGAGGAAACCACAAUGGUAUUAUCGGUCCGCCAGAAUCAGAACUUGGAUAUCGAAAAUCUGGGAAAAAUCGUGAAAGUUCCAUUACGAAAAAACCGAGUUUAGAGUCGGAUUUAUUCCCAAGAUAUUCCGAAUGGAUUGUAUUUCUGAUAACUUUGAUUUUGAGAAUUUUUUAUGUUUGUCAAAAACACAACUGGUGGAUCUUACACCCGGACGAAAUAUUUCAAUCGAUGGAAGUUGCCUUUUCCGAGGUGCAUGGUUAUGGUUUCCGACCUUAUGAAUUCCUCCCUCCAGCCACUGGACCUAACGUGACGUCAGCAAGAUCACAGGAGAGGAUGCUGGGAAUGUAUGCUCUGAGGUCAUUUAUUUACCCCAGAAUCCUGGCAAGUGUUGGCAGUAUUGUCCGUGUGCUUGGUUAUCGUGGAAGUCUUUAUUUGAUUUGGAAAAUCUUCCACGCUGGUGUAACGUCAUGCCUUCCACUUGCAACUUACUUCUUUUGCAAGAAAGUCACCGGAAGUCGUGAUGUUUCCGUGAUCUCGUGCAUUCUCGUGGCAUCGUCAGCACAUCUUUGGGUGUUUGGAACACAUACUUUCCUUAACUCUUUCCUUUCUCCAUUUGUAUUUAUUGUUCUUGGACAUUUUAUAUCCUUUAUCACAAUUUUAUCAGAUAAAGAAAUUUACAAAAAAGAGGAGAAGAAUUGCGUGGACGAAUUUGAAAAUAACAAUAAUAACGUACAUGUCAUGCACAAUUGCAAUGGGGUUCAUCAUUGUCAAAGCAACGUGGACAAACUACAUGUAAAGUCUCAAGCUUUGAACACAGCAGUGAGAAAGGAAUGUAAUUUAUACAAUAUUUUUCUGAUGGGAUAUUUUACCGGACUAUUCAUUUACCUGCGCCCAGAUUUAUUAACUCUCUAUUUUUCCAUCCUGUUGCCCUAUAUGCCCUUGCUGUUUUCUCGCUUAAAACACAUUAUUUCAAAUUUAGAGAUACAUCUUUGUAUAGUGAGUGGUUUUGUUGGAAUUCUAACUGGUGUUCUAGAGGACUUCUUGUCAUAUGGUACCUUUGUUGUGACACCUGUGCAAUGGGUUUCUUUCAACGUUCUAAAUGGAUAUGCAAGACGCAUAUUUGGAGCUAUGCCUACUUUGUUUUAUUUUGAAAUAUUCUGUGAGAAUACAACAUUAAUAUUUUUAUCAUUGUGUAUUAUUUUUGUUUUAAUUUCUACUAUUAGUAAACCAAUAACAGUGCUAGUUUUCUUCAGAAAAUGUUUAUUUGCUUUAACUUGUCUCAUUGUACUAUAUUCCCUACAAGGCCAUAAAGAGGCGAGGUUUUUACAUGAUGCUAUAGUUUUAUUUUACGUUUGCUCGGGUGCUUCUCUGUUUAUUUUUGUUCAAGAAGUGUCAAUACGCAUAAAAUUGUUUAACAAUAACCGUUACACAGAGCGCUUAUUCCACAGUUUAUUAUUGCUAUGUUUUAUAUCUAGUCAGUACCAAUCGAUACCAUCUUCACAAGAUAAUUCAAUUAAAAAAUGGACUUAUGAGGGGAAAACAGACAGUCAUGACGUCAACGUAUGCUUGGAUUUCAUUGGUCAAAAGGAUGACGUCAAAGGUGUAUUCAUUGACAGAGAUAUGCAUAUGACGGGUGGGUACACUAUUCUAAAUCGAGAUAUUCCAUGGUUUUCGUUGAUCAAUACAGAAUUCAGGGAGUUUUCAAAAGAUAGCCGAUUAACAAUGAAAUCUUUUUAUGGCAUCACAAAAGUUUCAUUAACAUCUAACGUCUCCAAUUACAUUCAUAUUCAGAAUACACCUUUUCUUUUGAAGUGUAUUUUACGACAAAAAGAGUACAAUUACCUUGUAAUGAAGAUCACGCGAGAGUUUAUAAAUCAGGGUUAUGAAGAAGUUUUUAGAUAUGGAACUAUGCGUGUUUUAAAACGCACAUUUGAUCGGAAGCAAGAGGAGUAUUUGACAACGUUAGGUAAUAGCAUAUCGGACAACAAAAAUUCAACAAUUUUAAAGUACGAAGGUCAAUGGUUAAUGGCAUAUGGAAGUUAUGAUCUUGCCAGGGAAAAAUUUAAUAGAGCAGCUGAAAUAAACUCAGAUACACAAGUGUACCAAUUUCUUAUUGAACUUUACAGAAGGAUGGGUGAACCUGAAAAUGCAAGAAAGAUAUUCAGAAUCUGCAGGCAGGCAUAUAAUGAAUCCGAAUGCCUGAAAUCUGCCAGGAAAAUUGCAUUAUUCGAGCAUGAAAGAAUAUCCCUGAAAUGAGUUUCUAGUUCUUUACUCGGGUUUAUUAAUUUGUAUGUCGUCGAUAAAAAUUGGAGAGCGAUGGGUUUGUUUAUGUUUUUUAGAUAAUGAAUUAAGUAACUGUGUUUACUAGUAAUAACGUAAAGUAUAAUGCAACAGACAUAAAAUGGCAUAUAUUUAUUAAAUAAUUUUACUGUUCAAUUUAUAAGCAUUACCGGUAAAGAAAAUGUUUAGAAUUUCUUUAUUUCAAUUUUUAU
Messenger RNA from Saccostrea echinata, 2836 nucleotides. RefSeq lists its product as uncharacterized. Lineage: Eukaryota; Metazoa; Mollusca; Bivalvia; Ostreida; Ostreidae. Bases 300 to 2600 code for a protein of 766 amino acids. The transcript has 3 exons. Gene Ontology annotation, molecular function: protein binding; mannosyltransferase activity. The record is from RefSeq and is a predicted model, not a curated record. Gene Ontology annotation, cellular component: endoplasmic reticulum membrane.